AUGUCGAACAAUGGCACAUUAGCGGUGCCCGCGAAGACGGGCACCUCCACAUCAUCCAAAACAAUAUUCCACUUCUCCGCCGGCCUCUGCUCUGGCCUCACAUCUUCCAUCCUCCUCCAGCCCGCCGAUCUCCUCAAGACCCGUGUCCAACAAUCCAAACAAUCUCUCCUCCCGACCCUCAAAGCUAUCCUAUCCUCCCCACAUCCAAUCCGCGGGCUAUGGCGUGGUACACUCCCAUCCGCUUUGCGAACCGGCUUCGGGUCCGCUCUCUACUUCACCAGCCUCAACGCCCUGCGCCAAACAGUCGCCCAGGCCAAUACCCCCAUCGUGCUCGCCGGAACAACCGCACCUAAAUCCUCCUCCGCCCUCCCCAAACUCUCCAACUCCGCCAACCUAGCCACGGGUGCCGUCGCCCGUGUUGCCGCGGGCUUCGUGAUGAUGCCCGUGACCGUACUCAAAGUGCGCUACGAGUCCGAUUACUACGCCUAUCGCAGUCUCCUAGGCGCAGGCCGCGACAUUGUACGCACCGAGGGCAUGCGUGGGCUCUUCGCAGGCUUCGGUGCCACCGCCGCACGAGAUGCCCCUUAUGCCGGUCUCUACGUCCUCUUCUACGAGCAGCUGAAGCGCCGUUUGGCCAUAAUGACCAGCAAGGGCACCGGCAGCGACGGGACACCUCUGGCGGCUGUCUCAUCCUCGUCUAUCAAUUUCGGCUCGGGUGCAUUAGCGGCCGGCUUGGCUACAGCCAUCACCAACCCAUUCGACGCGGUGAAAACCCGUCUGCAGCUCAUGCCCGCCAAGUAUGGAAAUAUGGUACGAGCCACACGCCUGAUGAUCCACGAGGAUGGGAUGCGCAGUCUCUUUGGCGGGCUCGGUCUGCGUAUGGCUCGCAAGGCACUGAGCUCGGCGCUGGCAUGGACCGUCUACGAAGAGUUGAUCUUGCAGGCCGAGAAGCGGUGGGCGGCCAAGCACGAGAUGAGCCUGUAG
This is a messenger RNA of Penicillium cinerascens, 984 nucleotides long. RefSeq names its product putative mitochondrial carrier protein. Gene Ontology annotation, cellular component: mitochondrion; mitochondrial inner membrane. The coding region runs from base 1 to 984 and encodes 327 amino acids. Gene Ontology annotation, biological process: glycine import into mitochondrion. NCBI's taxonomy places the organism in Eukaryota, Fungi, Ascomycota, Eurotiomycetes, Eurotiales, Aspergillaceae. The record is from RefSeq and is a predicted model, not a curated record. Gene Ontology annotation, molecular function: glycine transmembrane transporter activity. The transcript is spliced from 2 exons.